Molecule: messenger RNA, 1842 nt
Organism: Closterium sp. Naga37s-1
Lineage: Eukaryota; Viridiplantae; Streptophyta; Zygnematophyceae; Desmidiales; Closteriaceae
Source: the annotation of a GenBank genome assembly
AUGGCGCCUGCACAGCUAUCCUCCUCCUUCACGUCAUCCCAUGAGCCGCCUCGUUCCAUCAUCACCACGUCCACGUCAUCUCCCAGCCGCGCGAAUCUCUGCUCGCGGCAGCACGCAAUCGUCUUCUCCGUCACGUACGGCGGCCGCACCGUCAGCAUCUGCGUCGCGUGCGCGCUCCUCGACUUCCUCGUCAAGUUCCUCUUCUUCAUCCCGCGCUUCAUCCUCGUCCUCGCGAGCUUCGGCGUCCCGCUGCUGCUGCUGCCCGUCGGAUCGCUCAUCGAUCUCACCUCCCCGCCGAUGCUCGUCGCGCAAGCGAUCGCGCUCGUUUGGUACACCUGUUACCUCCCCGGCCUGCAGACGAUACAGUCGAAGCGCGAGAGUUUCAAUCGCAAGCGCCGCAUGCUGCAGGCGGUUGAGGCGCGGAGAACGCGCAGCAGCGGCAGCGAUGCUGGGGAUUUGCGAAAAGUUCGCACGGAGAUGGUGGUUGCCAAGUCGUGUGCAGCAAUAGAGGCAGAGCACUCGACAUGUGGCGAAGACGAGCGGCAGUUAUCCUCGGAUUCUGCUUCCACUUCCAUUUCUGAUUCCGCUCUUGCGGAAGGAACGGCGGAUGUGUGCACGAGGGAGGCGGGGGAGAGGACGCGGAAGCGCGGCGGGAAGGAGAAGAAGGGAGCGCGGCUUGGCAAGGGAGGCCGCGGCAGCGGCGGGAAAGCUGCAUUCGAAGCGGAGGAGCACAGCGGAUGUGAUAAUAACGAAGAAAGGGAGGAGCACGAAACGAUUGAGCAGAGCAAGGCGGCUGAGCUGGAGAGUGACGUGGCAGCGCAGGAGAGGACUGAAAUUCCGGAAGUUGCAGAGGUUCCAGAGCUGAUUGAUGGCUUGCUUGAGGAGAAGGAAUCUUCCGAGAAGGAGCGCUCGCGGAAGAGGGCUUUCAGGAAGCAGCGACGGGCGAGGCGCGAACGAGCCACGUCAGACGCGCGCCAGGGAGAUUCCCCCUCAGACGCCGAAGUCACGUCUGUGCAAGCUGACGUGGAGCCGAAGCAGCAGAAUAUGACUGUUAAUGUUCGGAAGAGUGAGGAGCAGCAACUGGCGCAGUUGACCCAGUUGACUCAGUUGACCAAAUUGUCUCCACCUGAGCUGUCGCAUUUGAUUGAUCAGCUCAUGCUCCAGCAGCAGCAGCAGCAGCAGCAGGAGGGCAACACAGAGAGCGCCGGGACAAGGACAACCAACCUCUUCUGGAGCCCGGACGACAAGCCAUGGCUUCCAUGGCUCCCAUCCCCCACCGCUCUCUCUCCCUCCCUCAAAGCCCCAGGAGCCCUCUUAAAUAAGUGGUCCCCCACCCCUCUCUCCCCUCCCACUGAAGCCCCGGGGAUGCCCUUCAUGCUCCCGCAGGGUUCCUCCUCUUCGGGUUCUUUCGCCAACUCUGCUGUCGAAUCCGCCGUUUCGGGGUUCGAUUGGCUGGAGAGGGAUGCUGACGUCACCCUCCCACCGCCAGCCAUGCCAGUCCACGUGGCAUAUGCUGCUGCGAGCGCCACUGGCACCUCUCCUUCUACUAGGGUGCUGCCGCAAUUUCCCGCUCUCUCUAACGCUGGCUUUCCCUGCAGCGCUUCUCAUCCCUUCCAUUUUGACAGCAGCGUGAAACUUGGAGGGAGGUCUGUGGAGCGGAAGCAGCAGCAGCAUUGUGCUGUUGCUAGUCUGUUGCCGGGCUCUCCAUUUGAGGGGAAUGGUGAAGGGCCAAAGAUGUCAUCCCAUGGGAAUUAUUCCCUCCUCGGUUCUGGGUUUGCAGACAGCUUGGUAUCGGGGAAUGUGAUGUACACCAGAGAAGCAAUAGAGGAGUGGAUGGAGUAG